AUGUCCUGGAAGAAGACGCCAUUUGUGAUCACGACCACGGACAAGACGCCAAUCCUCCAGUGUGUCGGGCACGACAUGUUCAACAAGAAGCAAGUCAUCCUUGACGGUCAGGGUAACCACCUCGUGCGGCUCAACAGCAAGGCGUUGCCCUACAUUGCCGAGGACGCGGGUGGGAACGAACUCGUCCGACUGAGCAAUGCGGGUCGCAUUACCCCCAAGUUACAACCUACCUACCUCGACCACUUCACCGGUCUCCGCACGGAGCUGUCCCUUGUGGGACCUCUCUCAGGCGACGUCCUGGACAUCGUGGCCGGUGACAAGCCGAUUGCACGGUAUAGGAAGAAGUGGGAUGGUCGCGACACGGUACAUGGUGCCGCAACGACCUGGCUCGAAGUCGCGCAAGAUGUCGACAUUGUGCUCAUGGCAGUGAUCUGCAUCUCUAUCGACGAGUUCAGGGAGGCACAGCGGAAAGCGAGGAACAAUCAUGAAAGCGGGCCGGGACGACUAGGUACCCUCACCAAGUCCUCGAUGACGUUUUGA
Messenger RNA from Apiotrichum porosum, 540 nucleotides. RefSeq lists its product as uncharacterized. Lineage: Eukaryota; Fungi; Basidiomycota; Tremellomycetes; Trichosporonales; Trichosporonaceae. Bases 1 to 540 code for a protein of 179 amino acids. The record is from RefSeq and is a predicted model, not a curated record. The transcript has 5 exons.